This is a messenger RNA of Mya arenaria, 2940 nucleotides long. RefSeq lists its product as uncharacterized. The coding region runs from base 650 to 2425 and encodes 591 amino acids. The transcript is spliced from 6 exons. The record is from RefSeq and is a predicted model, not a curated record. Lineage: Eukaryota; Metazoa; Mollusca; Bivalvia; Myida; Myidae.
CCUCACUUAUGUAGCUCACGUUUGAGCCGGUACAAAGAUGUUUAUGUUUACAACAAUUUGUACAUAUCAAUGCCAUCAUCAGAGUGCUUGUCAGGGAAAAAGCGGCUUCAUACGAAAUUUUGAAGUGAUUUUAAAUUUAAAGACUGAUACGGUUGUUCCUCAAAUCGUACGUUUGUCUUUUUGUUGUAUUUCGUAAUAGAAGCAUAAAACUAUUUUAAUGUUUCUGUUUGUAGUGCUGUUUACACGGGGACACAUUGGAGAUUGGAAUUUACUAAUACGGUACACAUUCUGACGGCAGAAAAAAAACGAGAAUGGAACAUUUAAUUUGGCUUGUUCUUCUAAAGACACUGUAGUUAUACCAACCUAUCAAAUAUCAUCAUGUGGCAAUAUACAAUAAAUACACAAUUAUCUAGCCCUGGAGUUUAGUAUUGAAUCGCAUAUAUACUGAGUGAAAGGAAAACACAUCGAUAAAUUAUGAGCGGGAUUGUUUUGGCUAUUUUUCUAGCAGUUAUCUCAGGACAUGAAACGCUUGGCUAAGUUAGGUGUAUGUGUCUUUCCUGAGACAGUCAGAAAUAAACUGCAGUCCUGGCAAAGUAAUCUUGAUGAAAAACUGUAAGAAGUGAAGGAAAAAUGGUGCAAGGGUGACAGUAUGACAUAUCAACUUGUUGGCGAUAACUGGGAUAAAAAUAUAGUACCCUCUUACAGGACUUCUAAAAAUUCAACACAGUCAAUACAUCUUUUUAACGUUAUUGGCGUCAUUGACCGGAUUGUAAUAAAGAAGGAAGAAGGCACUCCUGUUAGGACAGUGGACAGCAUGACAGCCGUUGACUUUAUACCAUCUGAAGGGGACAUUGACAGUCUACAAAAAGAACUAACGUUCCUUGUGGCCAGAUCUGUUAUCCAAAAUAUUAAACAAAUGGAAGAUUUGUUUGGGAAAAUUUACCCUGGCCAUCUGGAGCAUAUCCACAGUAAUGAAGCUGGAAUGAAAACUUCGCAGUAUUCUCUUGGUCUUUUUGAUUGUGAUGAAAAGAAAACAGCAGAUGUCAUAAGGUUGUUGCAAAACUUGACAGAGAAAUACGUUCCCAAGAAGGAUGGGGAGAUUGUUGAAGAAGUUUUUUUUGGAGGAGACAGACUGACUGAUGAAAAAAUUCAGGUUGCUCAGCAAGCAAUGAGAAAUGCUGACAGUGGCUUAGAGAGGUUAGAAGGCUUCAUUUCAAAGAUAGAGGAUUUUCAUCGCUUAAUGAAUUUUCUGGAGGCAAUCCACAGGCUGUCAUACAAUACACAGUCUUCCAGAGAUAGGGGAACUGUACAUUAUUACAGAAACUUACUGAAUGCGCGAAAUGUCAAGGGCGAAGUAAAAAACUCUUACCGGGCAUAUAAGCAGCUAUAUUACACAUUGUUUGAUGCCAUUUGCUGUGUGCUGUUCCUUAAGAAAUUUGAAUUGGAUAGCUGUGAUUCAACUAUUCCAGUACCACAAGGCAUAAAAGAUUGGGAAGCAGAUCAACAGUUACAAUGGCUAAAUGACAAGUGUGGUGAAAUUGUAAAAGAGAUUUUUCCUCAUGAUUUAUUUGCAGAAUUGCAGAAUGUGCUCGCAGAUCCUGAUCACGAGGAAAAUUACUGGGUUAAUUCUAUUGAAAAUGACAAUUUCAAGUGCCACUUCUGUAAUUCAAGGUAUAAAUAUGUAACAUCUUUGAAAAUGCAUGAAAAAACUAAACAUCAAGUUAACAUGUCUGCCAAGGUCCAAACAACAAACUCAUUGCUUAGGCAAACAGAUGAACUGAAUGACUAUCUUGUUUCAGUUUUCCGUCUAACAGCUCUUCACCAAAACUUAAACAGUGCUGUUGAUAUGGGUGAUGGCUACAGAGUAGUAAGGAGUGCCAAAUUUGAAACGCCUAUAUACAACAGGACCAACAAAGUUAAAUAUUUGAUAGGAAGUGUACAUCUUACAGCACUUGUGUCUGGCACAUUACCGGCUCACCAAUCAAAGCGCUUAAUUGCAAACAGAUUUAUCAAUAUUUCAGGUGGGAAGAACAAUAAUUUGUCUUUGGAUGAAUUUGUUGAAAUUUUAAACAGAGACACCAAAAAUGCAACACAUGGCUUUCAAACAAAAGACAGUAUUGUGCAACAUUCAAAAGAAUUUCCCCAUCUUGUUCAUGCAGUUAAACAUUUUGAUGCUAUGUGUGAAGUAAAAAAAAGAAAAGGGUUUCACAAACUUCCUUCAUACAAGGAGGAUGUCAAAAAGGUUUUGAUAGAUUUGCUGUCUAUUAAUGGUUUAGAAGUUCGUCCUGGCCGCACACUUCAUUGCCGUAAAAUUGUGCAAAAAAGCAGCAAUCCUUUCAGUGACUGUUUUGUUGGUUUGCCAGUAAUGAUUGCCAGACACAAGCCAGAAUUGCCAUUCAGACGUUUGCGGAAUAAGAACAUGUAAUCUUUCCAAUGUCUUUUCGUUUUGUGUUUUGAAGUACAACUGUACAUGUAAACAAGGGUGCAAUAGCAACAAAAUACGCCUGUUUGUAGUAAAUAUAUUCAAUCAAAUAUAUACCUGUUAAAAUUAAACGUUUUUAGGUCAAUAUAAAAUAUGCAUAAUGUGGUGAGGCACAAUCAGACUGAAGAUGUUAGUUUCUGCUGCAUUCAAUUAUAAACUCUAUAAAAACUCAGGAUGUGGUUAAAUUUGACCUUUAACCUCAGAAGAGUGACCUUGACCUAUGAGCAAAGGAGCUGCUUCUUGCGCAUGAAACAUUUGUGUGAAGUUUAAUUGUGCUUCACAUAAAAAGCUAAACAAGAUAAAAUCUACAACAUUUUAUAAUUUCAUUUUAACUUUAUUCUUCAUUAAAAUGCUAUAUUCAUUAUACUGUUCAUUUUUCUUCUUGCAUAAGGUAUAUAGUGAAUUAUAGCCAUUGACUAUAACAAUUGUUUUUUAAUAUGUGGUGAGGCAAAAUAUUA